AUUUUUGUUUGGCAACAAUUUUAUUUCAACGGCUAUCAUCUGUGAUAUAAUUUAAUGCUACAAGUGCAUUAUGUCCAAAACGAAUUUAUAAUCAUCAAUCAUCUACAGGCAAUUAAUUCCAUUUGGAUGAUUGAAUUGAUAUGAUGGGCUUACAAGCCGUAUCCAUACUGACAGAAGGUGUUUGGGCAUCAUUAACCGGUGGCUGGUAUUAUGAUAAAAAACAAUCACAUUUCUCCAAUCUAUUCCAUCUGUACAUAUGGCUCAUAUUCUUGUGCUUUCCAUUCGUUAAUUAUAUUUUUCUCAAUACAUGGAUAUCAUGGAUGCUAUAUUGUUUAUUUAUUGCACUCGCAUUCAUAGUUAUCAAAUCGAUCAAUGAAUAUUUCCAUCGAGUUUUCGAUACUGGCAAAUGUAUUAAAGAUGAAACUGCAUCAUCUUUUCAAGAUCCUGUUACGAAUUAUUUAAUUAACAAUGGUGAUGCCGAAUCGGUGAGUGGGGAAAAAGAAACUCUAGAAAUGGUUACAAUUUCGAAUAAUUCACAAAUAAAUAAUGAUCGACCAUCAAAGAAAGAGGAAAAUAUUAACUCCAAUAAAAUAGUUAACGAUAUGGAUUCGAUAAAGAAACGAAUCGAAGCAACCGAUGAUAAUUGUUCCAAUGAAAUCACAUCAAAGACAAUCGAUCUGAAAGCCGAUGUUCAUCAUAACGAAUCGGAUUCCUCUUUCGGUAAUCUAUCAUUGUUGUUUAAAAGUGAAGAUGAACCAUAUGUUGAUUCGAAUGAACAAAAAGAAUUACCUCGAAAAAUAUCAAAUGAAGCAAUAAAAGUGACUCCAGUUGUUACAUCUGAUACAUCAUUAUCAAACAUAACAGCAAUAUAUAAUAAAGGCAAUUCCUCGAACAAUUCAAUUGGCAUAUUGGAAAAUAUAAACAAAUGUGAGCAACAACAAAUGCACACGUUUCGGCGUGCACGAAGUGAAAUUGAAACAAUUAAACGAUCAGAACAUUCACGAACAUUGGCCAUGCCUCCAUCACACCCUGUCAGCCUGGAAAUAAUCAAUUCAAAAACGGACAGUGUAGAUAAGUCCGUUCCGUUAGAUAAAAGUAAAUUCAACACUAAAGACGCUAACCAGGAAAUGGUUAGAAGUUCGAAAUAUCAUCAAAAGUCGUUGAAAUCAUUUCAAUCAGAAGAAACAGGCAUAACAAACAAAAUGAGUCGUAUCGAAGAGAAUCAAAAUGAAAAACAAUUAUCUACAACUUGUAGCAGUGCCUAUAUUAAAAAAGAUUGUGAUUCAAGCGAAGAUGGUGAUGAAAGUGAAAUAUCAUUGUGUACGAAUGAUUCAGUCAAAGCAAUUAAAACAACUGUCCUAACAACAAUAUCGGCGAAAAAAAUGUCCAAACAACCGAUGCGUAAGACUCGGUUUUCGUCAAACAGCUCCCGAAAACGUUCCAAAUCCUCGACUACUAGUGGCCGUUCCGACUGGACCCAUAAAAGCAUUUAUCAUGAAUUAGAUAGACGAAAUCGCAUAAAACCAAGUAUGGUUCUGUUGAACACUUCGGAUGAAGAUGAUAAUGAAACAAAGACCGCUGCUGGCACUGUUCGGCCAUUGUCAAAUCGUUUUCAAUUAUAUCAUCGUCAUUCAGAUUCAUCAUCAUUUCCUUCUUCAUCAUCUAGUUCACCCUUAUCGAUGAUCAGUGGUGAUGGCAUCAAGCAUGAAAACUUUGAUCCGUCCAAUGUUGUCUACCCUAUAAACUAUCCAUCUACAUCAUCGGGCAUCUCUCAUCGAAUUGUGGAACGAAAAAGAUUUCGAAACAAAUACCCAUCAUCUUCAUCUAAAGCUCAAAAAUAUCAAACAACAUGUGAUUGUGUAGCAGAUGAAAAUUUAUCAUCUUUGAAUUUGCAAAAUAAAUCUAAGAAUUUACGGGCUCAACUACGGUCUAUUGCUGCAUGUGAUAAUAAUAAUUCAACGUCAAUGAAAGCUUUCAAUGAUUAUGGCGAAUUAGGAUCCCGCUUGAAUGAUCCAGAGUCAAAGACUUAUUCCCGUUCAAAUUCGAUUCGUGAUGGUGAAUCAUCGAAAAAUUCGAUCGUAUGUUCAAGUAAUUCACCCAAUAUUAUCAACGAAAUCCUUACAACUCCCGGUACUCAUUUUGCCACAUCACAUGAAGAUACGACGGUUGGUGCUGUACACGUGUUUCAAGAUGAACACGGAAAUUGGUUUACAUAUACAUUCGAUGAGAAUAGCACAGGAUUAGCUAAAGGAUUAUGUCCUCCGAAUCCGUUUACUAAACUUUCAUCGACAGCUACCUCAACAACAACACAGACGCACACUGCGAUGCCGAUGAUGGAUAAUCCAAAUGAAAAAUUCAAAUCUAAUCUUAGUGUAAAUUCGAAUAAUAAUAAUAACAAUAAUAUUGAUUCGAUCACAACGAUUCGUGAUAUAAAUAAAUUGGACAACUUGUUUCUAUUCAAUAAUAAUCAUUCAUCGCAGACACCAGAUUCAAUUCAAACAAAUCAACGACAAAUGUAUUUUGAUCCAAUUUCAAUGUUUGAUCCAAACUCUGACGCAUCAAGAGGUUUCGCACUAUCGAUCGCUUCAGAUUUCAUAAGCUCAUUAAAUAAUCAAUCCUUUUCACAUUCAUUUCAACGAUCACAACAACAAUUGAAACCUGCCUACUAUUAUGAAGUGAACUUAUUGAAAAUCAAAACGGUGAAAAUUCGAUUUGAUCGAUUAGCAUUGUUGGCCUUUUUGGACCGUAAUAUUACUACCUGUGAAUUGAUAUGUUCGAUAUUGUUGUCCAUCGCAGUUGCAGUGUUUACAGCUAUUCUGUUGAAUAAAGAAUUUUUCCAUGAUAUUCGUUUGUUUGUCUUUUGUUUUGUCGUUGCUGGCUCUCAUUAUACAUUGUUAAAGAGUGUACAACCGGACGCUGCAUCACCUACACAUGGUUUCAACAGGAUAGCCAUCUAUAGCCGUCCAAUCUAUUUCUGUUUGGUCAGUGCAAUCAUUCUUUUAUCAAAUGAUUGUUACAAUAACUACUCACCACGAAUGGAGAAUAUUCAUUUUGAAAUGUAUGGUUUCAAUCUAAUUAACCGUGAUUUGUUCUUGACAAUCAGCAAUAUUGCACAAACAUUUAUAUUGAUAUUUCCUUUAUUGUUCAUGUUUGGCUUAUUACCUCAAUGCAAUACUUUUGUAAUGUACAUAUUUGAACAUAUCGAUAUACAUUUGUUUGGCGGUACAGCAUCUACCAUGGGAAUGAUAUCGGCUAUAUAUUCAAUCUCUCGAAGUAUUCUGGCUAUCGCCUUUCUUUAUUUGUGCGCUCAUCUAUUGAAUCUGAGAGAAACACAACGAACAACUUUUUCUGUGUUCUGUGGAAUACUAGCUGCCAUGAGUUACCUACUUAGUCGUUCUUCAAGUGAUCCAUCAUUAUUAUGGAAUGUAAUCUAUGAAUUCCUCAUGACUAUCAAGAAUUUCUUCAUCAGUUUAAUAACCAAUUCAAAAUCUAAAUCAAAUUCUACAAAUUUGAAUCGUAGCGAUACAGAUAAACAUAUUGCUACCUCGAUGAUGAUGAAAAAAUCAAAUGAUGUAUUAAUUGAUCCAUUGCCAGAAAAAUUGAAAAAAGUUGCCUGUUCACGUUUUGAAUCCGAUUUUAUCACCUGUAUAUUUGUCACGAUUAGCGUGUUCAGUGUUCAUGUAAGUUCGAUAUUCAAAUUGCAGCCAUAUUUCAAUGAUUACAUAACCGGUUUGGCUGUAUAUUGGAGUUUUAUCGUUCAUUAUCUUAUACCACAAUUCCGUAAACAAUUACCAUGGUUAUUGUUUUCGAGUCCAAUCUGUAAAUCAGCUGAAUAUAAAAAAUUCGAAGUACAAGAACCGGCCAAAAAUAUGUGGUUCGAAAAAUUACAAGCUUGGCUAUGGUUAAUUGAAAAGAACAUUCUUUAUCCAUUACUAUUUUUAUCAUACAUUACCACCGAUUGUCCAUUGUUGAUCAAAAAUUAUGGUAAUAAUGUUGGCAUGUUGUUAUUGGUCAUUUUCGGAUUCAAGUGUUUGCGAAGUUCAUUCAAUGAUCCAUCAAACAAUUAUAUAAUCGUUAUAUUCACACAUUUGUUUUUUUAUUAUGAUUUUCGAAUAUUUAUAAACAAUCAUGACAAUAUAUUCCUUAUGAAUUUUUUCAUCAUGUCAUUUAUCUACUACAAGAUUACCGAUUUUUUGCUCAAAUUUCGUUUUGUCAUCACUUAUGUUGCUCCAUGGCAGAUAACCUGGGGCUCGGCAUUCCAUGCUUUUGCUCAGCCAUUCAGUGUACCUCAUUCUGCUCUACUAAUGGUUCAAAUAUUUGUUUCAUCAUUGCUUUCAGCACCUCUUCAACCAAUUCUUGGUAGUGCAAUAUUUUUCACAUCAUACGUAAGGCCGAUAAAAUUUUGGGAACGUGAUUACAAUACAAAACGUGUAGAUCAUUCAAAUACCAGACUUGCAUCUCAGAUCGACAAAGCUCAAAUUGGUUCCGAUGAUAAUAAUUUGAAUUCAAUUUUCUAUGAACAUCUUACCCGUUCAUUACAACAUUCAUUAUAUGGGGAUCUGAUAUUAGGCCGUUGGGGCGAUGUAUCACAAGGCGAUUGUUUUGUUCUGGCAAGUGAUAAUCUAAAUUGUUUAGUUCAUAUUAUUGAAUUAGGCAAUGGCUUCGACUUUCAAGUUCGUGGCUUGGAAUUCCGCGGUACAUAUUGUCAACAACGUGAAGUUGAAGCCAUCACAGAAAAUGUCAGUGAUUUUGAUGGCUGCUGUUGCUGUGAAUCGAUUUGUGUAAAUGGCGUCUUAUCGAUCAAUGCAGCUUUCAAUCAACGUUGGCUAUCGUGGGAAGUUACACAUACAAACUAUGUACUUGAAGGCUAUUCUAUAUCGGAACAUAUUGCAUCCACCAUUCUUCAGCCAUAUGAUCUUCGUAAAGCACUGAUCACUUAUUAUGUUAAAUCUAUCAUCUAUUUUGUCGUCACAAACGAAAACUUUGUUAAAUGGAUCGAAAAUGAAGACAUUAAACAAUCACUCAGCUAUUUGAAUGAAAAAGAUUUUGUUGAUCUUGAUCCUACAUUUAAUUACAAUAUUGAUGAAGAUUAUGAUGUUAUGGAAUCUGGUAUAACUCGCUCGAGUUUUCAUGCCACAUAUUUUGAUUGGAUUAAUUAUUGUAUCAUAAACGGUGUUCAUCCUUCUCAGUCAGAAAGUGUUCGUAACAAUGAAGAAUCAGCUUUAUCAUUAUGUAUGGGUUUAAGUUUGCUUGGUCGGCGAGCACUCGGAACUGCAUCACAUCAUAAUUCAGCCUUAAUGAAUGUAGAAUUUUUUCUUUAUGGUUUUCAUGCUUUGUUCAAGGGAGAUUUUCGUAUUCAUUGUUCACGUGAUGAAUGGGUAUUUCAGGACAUUGAUUUUCUUGACAAAGUAGUAUCACCAAGUAUCCGGAUGUCGUUGAAGCUUCAUCAAGAUCAAUUCUAUGAAGAAUAUAUUUAUGAACAUCCGAAAACAUUAUUCGAUGCUAUCACACAAUACCAUAAAUCAAUUGUUAUCUCACACGAAGCCGAUCCUAUUUGGCGUAAAGCCAUAUUAUCGAAUGUACCAUCAUUAUUGGCUUUACGUCAUGUUUUUGACGAAGGUACCGAUCAGUAUAAAGUGAUCAUGCUCAACAAAAGAUUCUUGAAUUUUCGCAUAAUCAAAAUAAAUCGCGAAUGCGUUAGAGGUCUUUGGGCCGGACAACAACAGGAGCUUAUCUUUUUACGAAAUCGAAAUCCUGAACGAGGUUCUAUACAGAAUGCUAAACAAGUGUUGCGUAAUAUAAUCAAUUCAUCCUGUGAUCAACCGAUUGGCUAUCCCAUCUAUGUUUCUCCCUUAACAACUUCGUUUUCGGAGACAUCUACUCCUCUUAAUCAAAUAAUCGGACCAUCGCUCAGUUUUUCAAUGUUUAAACGAGCUAUUGUUGGAUUUUUCAAUAAAAUCCGUAAUCGUUGCAAUGAAGUAUGUACCGGUAGUAGCGGUAAUGUUCCCGAAAUGAAUUUCGCCUCUGUUCGUCUGACUAAAAGUGAAUCAAGUGAUCGAGGUAUCGAAGAUUCGAAAGAUGCCAAAGGCUCUUUGAUCGUAUCCUCACAAUCACAAAUUGUUCAAAUUUCCAAUUAUAGUCAGUACUUGAAAAAAAGAAAUAUUAACAGGAAUGAUGAGGAAGCCAUGCAUAAUACUUCAUCUAAUCUAGUCACACCGAAAAACGUAUUAUGUUUGCUACAGAAUUCAAUCAAUCAAACACCAUCAACGACUACAUCGUCGGUAAAUCAGAAUGAACCUAGUGUUGCUGUUACAUCCAUGUCAAACAAACCAAUCACAACUGUUGGCCAAAUUUCCGACAGUUCAAUCAAUGUUACUAAUGUUGAUGUUUCGAAAUCAUUGAUUAUUGAGAAAGGAUUUGUUCAUCCAAAAGGAGAUGCUGUUUAAUUUUUGUUUUGAUAUGUUUAAUUCAUUUUCAUACAAUCAAUCAUUAAAAUUCAUGUUAUACAAUUUU
This is a messenger RNA of Dermatophagoides farinae (American house dust mite), 6513 nucleotides long. RefSeq names its product pecanex-like protein 1. Gene Ontology annotation, biological process: endoplasmic reticulum organization. The record is from RefSeq and is a predicted model, not a curated record. Gene Ontology annotation, cellular component: membrane; endoplasmic reticulum. NCBI's taxonomy places the organism in Eukaryota, Metazoa, Arthropoda, Arachnida, Sarcoptiformes, Pyroglyphidae.